This is a messenger RNA of Lepisosteus oculatus (spotted gar), 8146 nucleotides long. RefSeq names its product neuronal PAS domain protein 2 (gene npas2). Gene Ontology annotation, molecular function: DNA-binding transcription factor activity, RNA polymerase II-specific; protein dimerization activity; RNA polymerase II cis-regulatory region sequence-specific DNA binding. Gene Ontology annotation, cellular component: cytoplasm; CLOCK-BMAL transcription complex; nucleus. Lineage: Eukaryota; Metazoa; Chordata; Actinopteri; Semionotiformes; Lepisosteidae. The record is from RefSeq and is a predicted model, not a curated record. Gene Ontology annotation, biological process: regulation of transcription by RNA polymerase II; circadian regulation of gene expression.
UUUACUAGGAGCUGCCUACAGAAGAGAGAGGAGGAAGAAAGAAAAAAUAUCACAUGAAAUUAGUUCAGUGCGCCGUCACACAGUGGGAAUCGUGAUUUUGAAGCCGGGAAAGACAAUAUUUGUGUCUGCAACAUUUAAAGUUGGUAUUUUACCCACAGAGAGUGUGAUAUUUCUUUGUUUUGUACUUCAACAAAUGCCUUAUUUUAUGCCGAGAAGACUUACAUCUUACAUCAGGUUGCAUGUAUGCAGUGUUAGUAGUGUACUGCAUAUUGGAAAACGGACCCUGGCUAAAAGAAUGGAUUUUAAAACUAUUCAUCUCUGAUUCAAGAUCCUGGUCAUUUUUCGUGCAGCCCUUGGCAGCCCUGGUGGACAGAGAACACAUUUUGGGACUUUUCGGGAGCCACAGCCCAGUAGUCUGAAUGGGAAAGGCAGGAUUCCGGAGAGGGCCUGGACGGGAGUGGGAGUGAAGAUGGAAAACCUCGUGGAGUUUGGGAGUCGCUGUCCAACCGGCAGGAGGGAAUGGGAAACCAGCAGUUGUGUGGAUGAUCUGAUGGAUGAAGAUGAGAAGGACAGGGCAAAAAGGGCAUCACGUAACAAAUCGGAGAAGAAACGAAGAGACCAGUUCAAUGUCCUCAUUAAGGAGCUCUGUACUAUGUUACAGGGACAAGGUCAUCCCAGGAAAAUGGACAAGUCAACCAUAUUGCAAAGAACAAUUGACUUUCUACAGAAACAGAAAGAAAUCACAGCACAGACAGAGUCAUGUGAGAUCCGGCAAGAUUGGAAACCUUCGUUUCUUAGUAAUGAAGAGUUUACUCAGUUAAUGCUGGAGGCUUUAGAUGGUUUUCUUAUAGCACUUACAACUGAUGGAAACAUAAUAUAUGUGUCGGAUAGUGUUUCAUCACUUAUUGGUCAUUUACCGUCAGAUAUGGUGGACCAAAAUAUCUUAAACUUUCUCCCUGAGAGAGAACAUGGGGAGGUCUACAAGCUUCUAUCAUCACACAUGUUGAUGACAGACCCCAUUGCUGCAGAUUUCCUGGAAAAUGAGACACAUAUUGAGUUUUGCUGUCAUCUAGCUAGAGGAAACAUAGAUCCAAAGGAGCCCCCUACAUAUGAAUAUGUGAAAUUUGUAGGAGACUUUAAGUUUCAUAACUAUGUGCCUACGUCCUCAUGUAACAGCUUUGAAUUAGCAUUGCCAAGACCAAUGCAGUCCUCACCAGAAGAACAAGUCUGCCUUGUAGCUACUGUCCGGCUUGCAACACCACAGUUUUUGAAGGAUCUGUGUAAUGUAGAGGAUCCUUGUGAUGAAUUCACAUCUCGGCAUAGUCUAGAAUGGAAAUUCCUGUUUUUAGACCAUAGAGCUUCACCCAUAAUAGGCUACUUGCCCUUCGAGGUGCUAGGAACUUCUGGCUAUGAUUAUUAUCAUGCUGACGAUCUGGAGCUUAUAGCACGGUGUCAUAAGCAAUUAAUGCAAUUUGGGAAGGGAAAAUCCUGCUACUACCGAUUUCUGACCAAAGGACAGCAAUGGAUUUGGCUUCAGACACAUUAUUACAUUACUUAUCACCAGUGGAACUCCAAGCCAGAGUUCAUUGUGUGCACGCAUACUGUUGUCAGCUAUGCAGAAGUGCGAGCAGAGCGAAGGAGAGAACUUGGGCUGGAGGAAUCGAAUUCUGAAAUGGCCUCCUCAUCCAUUAAGAGCCACGAGGUGUACCCUGACGUGCAUCAGGAGGUGCCGAGGGAGCGAGCCAGCGGCAGCCAAGCCCGAUCUGUGUCCUCUCACAGCUCGCACAAGUCCUCACACACGGCCCUGUCGGACUCGGCAUCAAACUCUUCAAUCAGGUACACAGAAACAAGUACGCCCUCCCGCCAGUCCAUGGGGCCAGAAAAGCCUGCUUCAAGAAUUCAGCCUAGCAGUUCUAAGACUUUGGUACCCAGCCAGACCGCUUCUGAAAUUCUUCCUCAGCAACAUGUACCACCAUCUCCGGCUUCCAGUCAGCACUCUCUCAUGCAGCCGAUGUACCAGUUCCCACCCCAGCUGGGGGUGAUGCACCAGCUGAAAGAGCAGCUGGAGGAGCGAACUCGGAUUCUACAGGCCGACAUCAAGACACAACAGCAGGAGUUGCAUGUGAUCAAGGAACAACUGCAGCUUGUAAACAACUCUAAUCUGCAGAUGUUGUUGCAGCAACCCGCUCCUGUGGGAUUUAGCUCAGUGCAACACCAAGGGCCUGGAAGGUCCAGUCAGCCACAGCAGCAGCAGCAAUCAGGGGUUAUCAGGCAGCCAUCUGGUCACUCCAAACAGCCUCUAAUGGGAUCUGAGCACCUCUGCAGACCACACAGUUCCUCGCCACACUCACUCAUGAGGGAACCCAGCACACCCUCUCCACAGGUCCAGCAGAGAGCCAUCCAUGGGAGUCAGAUGCAGCCAUCCAGUCUGCCAGUGCAGACCCAUGCUAGCCUGACCAUGCCACUUUACAGCAACCCCAUGAUGUUCUCACAGACCAGUUCCCGGCAAGCACAGUUGCCAGUGUCUCAGGAUGUGAGCCAGCAACACUCGGAUGCUGACUUCAACCAGGAUAGACAAUUACGCAUGCUGCUCAAUCAGCCAAUUCAGCCAUUAAUGCCAGACAGCAGUGGAAGUGGUCAGCCCUCACAGUGCAAUACAGCAAUGCAGCAAACCAAAUACACACUUGACCAGCAGAUGGUGACCCCUUCAUUACCACUGCAGCAGAUGAACUGUAGUGCUGUUAUAGUCCCAUCCCCUGUGUUCACAUCACCCAUCAUGAUUCCGCACAACAGCUUUAUUACCCAUCAAGCACAGCCUGCCUAUCAUCAGCAGCCUCCUGUGUCACAGCAGCCACUUCAGCUCCAGCAGCACCAUCAGUUCUUUCAGAUGCAGCCUCCUGGGUUGUUACAUAGUGGACAGACUCAGACUCUCUUCCACACCACUCAUCUACCACAGCAAAGCACCAUAGGAUACAGCCAACAGCAGUCACAACAGCAGCAGCAGCAACCACAACAACAGCAGCUCCACCAUUCUCAGAACCAGACGGGCAGCCUUUCAGACAUGCGAAACAUGCUGCUUCCCCGGUAGCCACAGAGGAAUAGGAAUGUGGCGGAGAACAUUACAGUUCCUCUGACAGGAUUCAAAGGGAUGCCUGGAACAUCAGUAGCUUGAGGCGCUAAUGGGCCCCAGUAUGAAGGCCAAAACUGCUGCCCCCUGGUGGCAAACAGAGCUGUGAAAUCUGUCUUUGGUGGCCUUACACUGGAUAAGGUACUGCCUUUUUAUGCAUUUAACUAUUCUAUUUUUGUAUUCCACAUGUUCUGUGUACUGUGGGCAAAAGCUACCAAGACAGGUCCCUGCUUUUCAAGCAUAACCUCUGGCCAGUGCAGCCCAAAUUGGAGUGCAGAAGCGCUUCAAAGGCCAUUUCUAUUCAUGCGCUGGGGCCACACGCUGUGUGAAACAGAAACAGAAAUGGCACUUGCCUGAAGCUGGGUAUGAAAAAGGAAAUGUUCUGGGUAUUUUCUUGAGGUGGGGUGAGCUCUAUCAAUAGCUAAGUGGGCCGUAAUAUUGGCAAGGCUCCAGUGUCUGUCCUGCAAGUCUAACAGUAAGCGGAAAUGGACCCUGUUAAUUGCCCUGGCAUAAAGGUGCUAAAUCCUGAGCACUUCAUUUCAUAGAAUGCUGCGGUAUUACUGACAAGAAUAUCAAGCUGCACUACCUUGGGUUUGUAUAAGAAGACAUAACAUAUUUGGGCAUUAAAGAAGAGUUUUUAAGGAGCCAAGUACUCUUGAGACCUCAGAGAACUAGCAUAAAUGACAGUCUUUUUCACAGUAUUAUGCGAUGGUAGUAUUGAGCACAUAUGAACACUACUGACACCACUUCUAGAUGUUUAACAUUAGUCUGUUCAAAGUCACUAGAAAAAAUUACCUGUUAAAGUUUUCACCUUUCAAAAGACAAAAGCCCAUUUUUAAAAUUUAGUUAAUGGAUUUUACCCUUACCAAGGGUAAGGUUUAAGGCUUAAGAUUUGCAAAGUAUGUCAUCCAAGUCAAUUUCUCAGUCUGUGUUUUGGCUACAAUGUUUUUGCUGUUGGAAAAAUAUAAAACAUUAGUCCCCUUCUUAACAGCAUUUUAAAAAACCUGAUUUUCUCAUUUUUAAAGCCAGAAGAAAAAUACAGAGUUUUAUUUACAAAACAUAAUGUAUGCUCUGCAUGAUGAGUCUGCAGUUAUGUGGGUGUUCACGCUGGCUGCUAACUCAAGGUGCUUCUUUUCCAGUUGUAUAGCAAAGCAAAAAAUAUUCAAUUGUUUUUCUUAAUGACAACAAAUAGAAAAAUGUUAAAUUUUAUGUAACUUAAUCCUGGAUGGAGAGGACAGUUCUUGGUAACAAGAGAUUUACUCUGGUCUUUACACUAUAUUCAUUCCACUUUCACUUUUCAGACACAUAAGGUACUGCUGUGAUAUUGUAUUCCUGGUGAAGGCAACCUUUUCUUUAAGAUGGCAUAUCUGCCUCUCAACUGAUUUUUCUAGGUCAGUAGUUUUUGCCACUAUAGUAUUUUAUGUAAACCUAUUGAACACUUGGGCUGAGCGAUAUACAUGUGUAAGGCAUGUUAUUAUACAGGGAGAUGAUAGCAGUCACUUGGUACAAGAAAAGAUUACAGUAACUUUACUGCUGUGGUAAAUUUAUCAUAAUACUAUUACUAUAUUUUGAAAAGUUGUGGAUCAGUCAGGAGCAAUGACAGAACUUUCUGUUAUGUUAUAUGUAAUUCACUCUCAUUUAUGUGUCCUUUGAAUAAAUCUGCAGGCCCUGCACAUAAAGAGACAUCAGCCAGCCACUUGACCAUGAAUUUCACAACAGCCUGCUUUAUGAUGGAAGGUUCUAAUAAUAAUUUAUAGAAAAGUAACAGUAACAAAAUUGGUGCUUGUCAUUAUUUUUGUACAUCCAUUUAUGUAGUUGUGCAUUUAUACUGCAGAGUAGAAUUGAACUCUAAUUCUACUCUGUGUAAAUAGGGGACAAAAUCAAGUCUGUCAUAUUUCUCCUAGUUGUCAGGCCUUGAUGUACUAGUCUUUAAAAUGGCACAAUUUGUUGAUUAAACCCAUUAAAGUCAUAUUAGAAAUAGUAUAACCUUUUCCUAAUGCAUUACAUUGAACUGUAUGAAUAGGGAAAAGCAGGUGGUAAAGGAAAAAAAAAACACUUUAAAAGUCAUUAAAUUAUAAUGUUAUCAUAAUCCAGCUAUCAAUGUAAAUGUUGCAAAUGUAGUGAUAAUUGUUGAAGGCACUUGGACAAGCCACUGGGUUUUUAAAUGUAUUUCAAUAUGCUUAAAAAAAACUAAAUAUUAACAAAUAACAAAAGGCCACAUCUAGUCUUCAUAAUACUAGGUAGCAGCAGCCUUUGAGUGGUUUUUGAAAAAAAUAUGUGCUUAUAUUAAUUUUACACUACAGUCUUUCAUUUCCAGUAAGGUGUUGCAAUGGAUUCAAGCUCCUAAGUUGCUCAACCAAUAAUUGUGCUCAUUUGGAGCAAUGAUUGAGCACAUUUUGGUAUCUGUAAGAUUUAUAACCUAAAUAAAAGUAAAAACUAAUUAUUCUGCAAAGACAUUGACAUAAGGAAAAUUUACAUAACAAAUAUUAAAGAAUCUCCAGUUUCAUUGAUAAUAUUCUACAAUUGUAUUGCAAUCGCAGAGGAGCUCCUUCUUCAAGUAUAGUGUCUUUCUUUUCAGCUUUCUACCAAAAGAAAAACUUUCAGAUUUUUUAUAGCUUUCACUUGCAUCGACUAUGUUAAUUACAAAGUGUUGCCACUGCUGUGCUGGAACUAUUUUAGUGUUUAUAUGUAGUACACUAUUGAAUGAACACAGUGAGGUUACUGAUCAUGCACAUUUCUGUAACUAUACAAGGAUUUGUCCACUAUAGUGUCGUUAUGCAACUCUCCACUGCACACAACCAAAAUAAGCCGUUGAGUGUUACAAUUGAAAUUUGAAUUAUGGUGGCACUAGCAAAAUACUGGCACAUUUGUUUCUCUUUUGAAGUAAUUAGUCGGGUUGACAGCUUAAAAUACUCUGAUUCAUGCCAUUGAUUUGUUGAAGAUAUGCUAUGUUUAAAUUAAUUUACCCAUUGCCCAGGUUAUUAUAAUAAAUGUAGAUAAACGUACUGUAAAUGACAUUUUCUAGAACUUUACUAUUUAUAGGUCCUAUUGUACUGGUCCUUCACAGUAAAGCCUUUUUUUUCCAUUUUAUUUUUUUUUUACAUAACCUAGAGGACUGUUAUAAUGUAUGUACUUUUCAGUUGUUCUUAUUUACCCUUAAGGUAAAAGGUUUAAAGAGAAGCUUAUAAAAAUAUAAAUUUAUAAAUAAUAAGGAAGUGUAAAGGUGUUAUAUAUUUAUUUGAUAUUCUAAUGGAUUUUCUAAUGGAAAAUCGUUUUUUUUUAUUCAAAAUGUAUAAAGUUAAUUUAGUUCGAGUUAAAAGUUCACACUAACCAGUCUUGUCCAAUAAGCCAUUAUUUUCUGGUGUGCAGUUUUGGACUGGAUACUGUACUGUUUGUCACUAGUUCUUGUUUCCCUGUCAUAUAUAGCCUGUUGAUUGUGAUGUUUAGUGUGUUAAGAGUUUAAAGAUGGUGAAGCCACAGUUGUUAAAUAUUUAUGCCCAGUGUUUCACUACUAUUGUGUGCAAUGUAGUUUUAAAAGCAAGAAUGUUUAAUUUAUACUUUUAAAAAGAUUAGGCACUUAUAUAUAAAUGUAAAACUAUAUAUAAUGUAAACCAGGUACUGUGCAAACAAGAUUUUAAUAUUUUUGUACAAAUAUUAUCCGAAACAUUCCUACUACCAAUUAUAUCAGCUAUAUCUUUACAAAGGGUAAAAUUUUGUAUCCCAUAGUAAGAUAAGGUAAUAUUUUUGAAAAAGUUGGGAGUUAUUAAAUCAGUCUAUUUUAUCUUUACUGUGAUAUAAACACUGUAGACCUUCAAAUAAUAAUACUGUGAACAAAAUUAUCAACUUUUGAGACCAGUACUCUUUAAAUUUAUUUGUAUCCUGUACUUCAGAAAUCUAUAUUUUGAGCAGGUCAACAACUCAUAUUAGAACAGCUCUGAACAAUUAUAAUCUGGUAUGACCGCUAUGAAAAGAGAAUAGUUAAUAGAGGUAUAGUGUAUUGUUGUUAUUGAAAAAUUAAUGUUUAUUUCAUCACACCUAUCACAUACAUUAUUGGAAAAGUUCCGGAAUGUCAGUCCAGUUUACAAUAUACAAAUAUAUAAUAUACAAUUCAGUUUUAUUUAUAGUACAUCAUAAGACAAAAAUAAAUAAAAAAGAAAUCAGUGAGGGAUUAAAAGAUAAUUACCCGCAAUUACCUAAUUAUUACUAAUGUAGCAUGGGGAUAUUUCCGACAAAGGAAAGGUGAAACUUUUGUCUUUAGAUAAUCACCCAAACCUGUGAGAUCUCAAUUCGCUAACAGUGCAGAUGAAAUAACAAUAAAAAAAACUAAAUAAAAUAUGAAUUAACAGUUUUCUUUGGGCCACAGAUAUGUCUAACCAUCUUGGGGGAAACUGUACAUUAGGCAUUAUGUCUUGGUAAUUGAUAAUCUUGGAUACCAAAUACAAGUAGAACAGUUUCUCCUUCAACCAGGACAUUUUCCUAAAACAAAAUCUAAUAUGAGCUUUCAGACCCUUAUUUCUCAAAUCAAAAAUAAAAGAUGAUUAGAAUUUGACAUACCCUGCUUAGUUUAAAAAGAUUGGUUUAAAAUAACCAUUCAAAUUAAAUGAAAAGGCCAAAAGAAAGUUGACAGACUGUGCACUCCAUUGGGAUUAUUGUAUGAUUAUUGAUAAUAGGAAUGUUACCCAACAACAAAGGAGCUGUUAUUAAAAUCAAGCCAGUCCUUCAGGAGUUACUAAUCAGAGCUGUCUUAUUUAAUAUCAUUUUUAUACCAAUAUUGCUCUUAGACUAUAUGUUGUAAAUAGAAACACCUGUUACCACCUUCAUAACUGAAGGUAUGGAAGAAAAAAGCAAUUGUAAUUGUGGGUGACCUAUUGGAGUCCAUUUGAGUUUGUCUAGCUUUGACAUGUGGGAUUUAGCAAGCGAAUACCCCUCACUGUGCAGUUUUUACAUUAUCAGCGCACAACUUGCCGACAAUCCAGAGAAAUCAUUUGUUCAUUAAAAGCCAAUUUUUGUGUUUGUUUU